AUGCAACCAAGCAAUCCUUCGCCUUCAUCAUCAUCGACAUUCUUUUUUAAUCCGAUAGAGAAUUUGAUGCAACAAUUUCAGGCAAAAUGUAAAUUGAUGAAGGAAAAUAUUCGAAAGAUGAAAGUAGAAGAAUUGAUCGGAAAUGAAAAGGAGAGAGAGAAAGAAUUUAUGAAAGGAUAUGCUCAAUUAUUAGAACUUCAAGCACUACAAAUCCAAAUUAAUUUAUUUCAAAAGAGGAUGAAUGAUUUGAGAGUUGAAAGGAAAAAAGAAAUGGAGCUCCCUCUUUUGGAGUAUAACAAUAUUUCAUGCGAGGCUAAAUACUUCCGACGAGAUAUUGCCAUUUCCAAGAACUAUUAUUCGAGACAUGUGGAAAUUGAUCUUCCAAAUGAAGAAUACUUUGCUAAAAAAGCACCAAAGAGUUAUACACAAGUGUUAGCGGAACUAGAACAACUGAAAGGAAAAGGAAGUACCAAUCAAGAAGAGGUUAUGAGCAAGCAGCAUCAAUUAAUGAUGAACCGUUUAAAGUUUGAGCUUGAAGAACGGGAGUCUCUAGAAAAAGAUAUCGAACAAUUGAAAUCAGAACAAGAAAAGAUCAAACAAGAGCAAUAUAAUAUUGAGAAAUAUAUCAACAAUAUUCCUAAAAAUCUCGCUACAAUCAAAAAGACAAUGCUUCAAUUUGAACCAGCAAUUAAUCCGCUUAAACACAAAUAUUCAGAUUGGUUUACAGCUGAAGAAAUUGAUUUACUCAAACAAUUACCAACUCCUCUUUUCAUUCUAUAUAACAAACUUAUGGAAUAUAAACAGACAUGUGACAACACGAUAUUAUUGUCCAUUGUUGGAGAUACAGAGAGAGCGAAGCAAGAAUGGGACGAUCUUGAAAACUCUACAGUUUUAACAGAUAGUUCUAUAGCAGAGGAAUUAAAUGGAGAGCCCAAAAAGAAAAAGCUAAAGCCUGCCGAUUCAAGUAAUGAAUCAUUUGCCUUGUUUCCACUUUAUAUUCAGCUGAGAGUGCACCUCAAAAUUUAUGGUAAGUUAACAGCAAGCCGAAACGACGAGAUCGGUUCUUACAACUUGCAUCCACCUGAUACCAUAGACACCAACAAAAAACUCUUGAUUGAAUUUGGUUAUCUUCAUAAGAGCAAUCUAGUAGUUGUCAAUGAGGCAAAGAGUGCUACUUCUGUUCUUCCAACAUUGAUACCAGGUGAUGAUGGAGCUUUUUCACCAAAUAUUAGUGUAAUGUCUGACUAUGAUUUCCGCAAUUUCGAGAGAGGAAGACCAUAUCGAUGGCUUCAAAAGAUUUGUGGACUAGAGUUUAUUCCUAUGAGAAUGCCUAAUAGCGAUCAAGCCAAAGGAAACAAACCAGAAGAAGAUAAGGAGUAUUCUCUCCAUUAUAUUUUGAACUUUUUCAAGUACAAACAAAAGGCAAAGAGAUACUUGCUGCAUCAACUUAAAUCAUUUGAUAACCUUGAACUGAGAAGUGAAUUUCCAUCUUGUUUGCCUGUUUCUCCAAAACUUGAAUCUGCCAAACAAAUAUUUAGCGAUUAUACCUCGUUGACCUAUAUUUCAACAAUUCGAGUUGACAAGUACCUUUUUGAAGUUGAGAUUUACAUUGAUGUCACUGAUUAUCCUUUGAAAGCACCUCAUUUCAGAAAACUAACCCAAUUAGAGCCAGCAAUUGAUGGUAAUGAAUUGGAUAGUAUUCCUGAAGAGUUUAGAACCAUUAUCGAAAUUGAUUCAGCUGUGGAACAAAUACGACAUGAAACAUCAGCUUCUAGCUCUGCAUUAUACCAAAUUGAAAAAGAUGUUAAUUAUUCAUUCGUCUCUGAAUUUAACGACGAGCAUAUUUAUCAGGCAGAUGAUCCGCAGAAUAUUGAGCAUUUUUGCCUUAUUUCCCACCAAAUUCAUCGUCUAAUGACUUGUCUAGCUGUAUUUGUUGAAACCAAGAACCCAGAUUCAAAAGCAAUAAUCAUGACCAAUAAUAACAUGCUUGUUGGAAAAGAACUUCUAUUGCCACUCCACUACGAUGAACGAAGUAACUGUUUUACUCACAAGCUGCUCUAA
Naegleria fowleri is the source of this 2061-nucleotide messenger RNA. RefSeq lists its product as uncharacterized. The transcript has a single exon. Gene Ontology annotation, molecular function: mRNA binding. Gene Ontology annotation, biological process: mRNA export from nucleus; positive regulation of DNA-templated transcription, elongation. The record is from RefSeq and is a predicted model, not a curated record. The coding region runs from base 1 to 2061 and encodes 686 amino acids. NCBI's taxonomy places the organism in Eukaryota, Heterolobosea, Eutetramitea, Acrasida, Naegleriidae. Gene Ontology annotation, cellular component: THO complex part of transcription export complex.